AUGGAUAAAUCAAUAUUGAAAUUAUAUAAAUAGGUUCUCAGAGCUGGAAAUCAAUUCAAAGAUUACAAUUUCAGAGAAUAUGUUAUUAGAAGGGCUAAAUAAGAUUUUAGAGAAUUAAAGAAUAAUCCUGAUCUUAACAAUAAGGUCAUUCAAAAAUACACUACAGAAUUAGAAGUUAUUAAGAGAUAAACAAUUGUUUAGAAUCUAUACUAUUAGACAAAUAAUAUUAUUGAGUAGAAAUAAUGCAAUAUAUGA
Molecule: messenger RNA, 255 nt
Organism: Paramecium pentaurelia
Lineage: Eukaryota; Ciliophora; Oligohymenophorea; Peniculida; Parameciidae
Source: the annotation of a GenBank genome assembly